AUGCAGAGCUUUGUUUGUCCACUACUAGUAGCUCUGCUACUGGGAGCCCGAUCAGCAAAGGCUGUUCCCACCCAGGAAACAACACAAGCUUGCGCCGACAUCACAGACGCCCUGCCCGGCAAAGUCCUCACGCCUGCUCUCCUUGGCCUCGAGUAUGCGAAUGAAACCCAGAAAUACUGGUCCACCGCUCUCCGCGAAGUCGAUCCAGCAUGCAUCGUUCGACCCGUUUGUGCCGAGGAUGUAGCCACUGUCGUUAAGAGCCUGAACAAGUACCCAACCGUUCAGUUUGCCGUAAAAAGUGGUGGGCAUGACCCCAAUGUCGGCCAUGCUUCUGUCCAAGAUGGUGUUCUCAUUGUGAUGACCGACUUGGCUGGAGCAACCUACGACGCGGCGGAGGAAGUGGCUCAUGUGAAGCCAGGAGGGGAAUGGAACGAUGUUAUUAGAGACCUAGAACCAAGUGGAGUGACUAUUGCUGGUGGACGAUUAGGAGUCGUGGGAGUUGGCGGAUACCUUGUGCAGGGAGGCAUUUCGUUUCUUAGUGCUCAAGUAGGCCUCGCUGCCGAUACUAACAAAAAGCAGAACAUCAUCGGAUGGGAGACGGUCAUGGCCAAUGGAUCAAUCGUCAAUGUCAAUGCCACAACACAGCCUGACAUCGCCCAGGCAAUGCGUGGUAGUGGCAGCCAAUUCGGGAUCGUAACGAAGUAUACCGUUCAAACUCACGCCAUUGGUGACGUUUGGGGCGGCUUCUGUAUCUACGACGCAAGCCAAGAAGACAAGCUAUAUGCUGCAUUACAUACUUUCGUGGCUGAUGGCGCUCAAGACCCCAAAGCUGCCAUCAUCUUCACGAACCUAAUUGCAACCGGUGGAGCGAAGACAGACGUCGUCUACUACUUCUACGAUGGGCCAACACCGCCUACGUCCGGCCCUUUUGCAAACUUCCUCACCAUCCCGGCACUUCAAUGCCUGCCCAGGACGCAGAAAUACUCUGAACUAUUGAGAGCAAACGGCGAGCCAAUCCACCUCUCAAACGCGAGACAAUCUUUCCGAACCUACACGCUACCUUACAUCGCCACCCGCCCACAACUCUACGCCGAAAUUCGCGACAAGUUCAUUCAAAUCUCAGUACCAUUCCUCACCGCCGAGCGCCCUACUAGCCAGUACUCAGUCGACUUCCAACCGCUCCCCUCGGUUAUCGGCCGCAUCUCCCAGUCCAAAGGCGGCAAUGCCAUGGGUCUGACUGUAUCCGAUCCAGACCGUGUGAUCCUCGAGGUCCAGGGCUCGUGGGCAUUGGCGAGCGACGACACUGUCGGACAUAGUCUUAGCAAGCAGUUGAUUGAGUGGCUAGAUGUGCAGGUUCCGUUGUGGUUGGACGAGGCAGGUUUGAGUCGGGAUGUCUAUUUGCCUUUUUUUAUGAAUGAUGCAGCGGGCGAUCAGGAGGUGACCAAGAGUUAUCGAGAUUACGAGAAAUUCAAGGCGCUGCAGAAGAGUGUGGAUCCCAAUGGCUUGUUUAGUGUUAGGGCGGGUGGGUUCAAGUACUAGCAUGACUUGAACCUGUGUCAAGAAGAAAGGUGGUAUAUGGUUGAAUGGUAAUAUUAAUCAACAUCAACGAGAUGGGAUAAUUCACGCUAGCACGCCAUGCCUGAUUGUCCUAUACCGACAAGGAUGCGUACUCGUCGCAAGUCUCUAUCAGUUUCUUUUUCGUCCCCGGUUCCGUAGCAGCAUGACCAGCAUCAGGAAUAAAAUGCAAUUU
Molecule: messenger RNA, 1750 nt
Organism: Cucurbitaria berberidis CBS 394.84
Lineage: Eukaryota; Fungi; Ascomycota; Dothideomycetes; Pleosporales; Cucurbitariaceae
Product: FAD binding domain-containing protein
Exons: 5
Coding region: 1-1539 (512 amino acids)
Molecular function (GO): FAD binding
Source: RefSeq, a predicted model, not a curated record